GGGCUUCUGUCCCGGCACCUCGCAGGUACUGCCUCCCGAGUCGCGCGGAGACAUGAGUGACACUGGAGGCGACCGCGCGCGCCUGAGGCGCUACCCCAAACUCCCGGUAUGGGUGGUGGAGGAUCACCAGGAGGUUCUGCCCUUCAUAUACCGAGCCAUAGGUUCAAAACAUCUUCCUGCCAGUAAUAUAAGUUUCUUACAUCUUGACUCCCAUCCAGACCUGCUCAUUCCUGUGAAUAUGCCAGCAGACACUGUGUUUGAUAAAGAAGCACUCUUUGGAGAAUUAAGUAUUGAAAACUGGAUUAUGCCUGCUGUUUAUGCUGGCCAUUUUUCUCAUGUCAUAUGGCUUCAUCCCACGUGGGCUCAGCAAAUCAGAGAGGGCAAACACCACUUCUUAGUAGGCAAAGACAUUUCUACCACAACCAUCAGGGUUACAAGUACUGAUUAUUACUUCCUAAGUGAUGGUCUGUUUGUACCUGAAGACCAGCUAGAGAACCACAAACCCUUACAGUUGGAUGUGAUUGUGGUAGACCCUCACACAUUCUGUGACCAUCAGGAUGACAGGGACUCUGUGUCCUCUGCAAAGAAGCCCAAGCUGGCGCCGCGAGGUACAGAGAGCGCUGCUGCUGCGAAUGGCGACUCUUGCUCAAAGAACUUCAAGGGGGACACAGUGACAGCCAGAGGUGACGAUGCUUCCCAAGAGUGCACAUGCUCAUGUUCUGAGAGUCAGCCAUGCCGGAGCAUGGCCAGCGCUGGGGAGAUCCUGGAAGUGGUGAAGACUGGAGACGCAUUUGUUUUAGAUAUUGACCUGGACUUUUUUUCAGUCAAAAAUCCCUUCAAAGAAAUGUUCACUCAGGAUGAGUACAAAAUCCUCCAGGAGCUUUACCAGUUUAAAAAGCCUGAUAGUGACCUUUCUGAGGAAGAUUUGGUAGACAUUGUGGACACACGAAUUCAUCAGUUAGAAGAUUUAGAAGCAACUUUUGCGGAUUUGUGUGACGAUGACAGUGAAGAAACUGUAAAGAGAUGGGCUGCAAACCCUGGAAUGGAGUCACUAGUUCCACUUGUACAAAGUUUGAAAAAACGGAUGGAAGCACCAGACUAUGAAAUGGUUCACCAGGCUGGGCUGACCUGUGACUUCUCAGAACUUCCUCAUCAUGUCAGCACAGAAGAAGAAAUCCAGUGUCUCAUUCAGUCUGUCUAUUGUUUAUUGAAAAAUCUACCAAAGCCUACUCUUGUGACAAUUGCAAGGUCGAGUCUGGAUGAUUACUGUCCCCCCGAGCAAGUUGACAGCAUCCAGGAAAGGGUCCUCGGUGUGUUGCGCUCACUCUAUGGGGCCCUGGAUGCUCACCUGGUGUAUUCUGCAGAGUCUCCUCCUCCGUGUUGAAGCACAGAGCACCAGAUCCCUCUGCACU
Messenger RNA from Acomys russatus (golden spiny mouse), 1412 nucleotides. It is a transcript of the gene C9H5orf22, whose product is annotated as chromosome 9 C5orf22 homolog. The record is from RefSeq and is a predicted model, not a curated record. Lineage: Eukaryota; Metazoa; Chordata; Mammalia; Rodentia; Muridae.